Messenger RNA from Acaulospora colombiana, 1096 nucleotides. NCBI's taxonomy places the organism in Eukaryota, Fungi, Glomeromycota, Glomeromycetes, Diversisporales, Acaulosporaceae. The record is from the annotation of a GenBank genome assembly.
AUGUUGGACGGUGUAAAAGACGAAAUCUAUGUUGUACUCCAGGACUACAAAGAUGGGAAAAACAUCAACCAGAAUGCUAAGAAGAAGGUGGACAAAUUAUUAUCUACAUAUAAUAAAAGUUUUAUGACUGUUGAAGUAUUGCGGUUCAAGGAUAAAUUGCGAUGGAAAGCGGAAGAGGAGGAACAAAAGGCGGCGUUGAGAAUGAAGGCAGCCUCCGCUUGUACAGUUGAAGAUUUAGAGGGGAUCUCAAACUUAUGCAUGCAAAUACAAAUCUUGUCAUUACUGAAACGUGUGGGCAGAGAAGUUCACGGAUUAGACUCCGAUGAUGAGAACGGGAUCUCGGAACAAUUCGAAGUUGAACUGAAGAACGUUGCCGAUGGUGACAAAUUUGGUGAAUGGAUACUUUCAACGGGCAAGAACGAUUAUAUUAAUUCUCAAUGUAUUCAUAUUGCGCAUUAUUUCUUUGAUAGUCCCGCUUUUUUUGGUAUAUUAGAUCUGUCUGGGGACGACACUGAAGUCAAGGAAUUCUUCACAGACGAGAAAUGGUGCGAGAUGAGAUCUGAUUUCAGUAAAACAGUAACAUUCCAAGGGAUUGACGAGCAGGAGGAAAAGCUUCUGUACAAUCUGUUCGACGACGUCGAAAAGGGUAUCCUGACUUAUCAACAAAAGUUGGUAUAUGACGAAGGAGAAGUCCAAAGCCUCGCAUCAGCGCUAAUAGCAAAUUCAAGCAAGAAACCAACCGACAGGUCUCUCAUUGGUCAAAAGUGUGAAUUUAGAGUUGCAGCUGAUGGGUUUGAGGCUAUUGUUGGACUUAGAUCAGGAGGUUUGCCCGAGGCGUGCAAAGCAAAGAAAUGGGAUGAUAAGGUCGACCUGAUGCUGCCGCAGUCAAACGGACAGUUACUCAUGAUUGAGAAACUUGUGACAACGUUACUGCGAUUACACACAUCGAAAGUAUCCGGAACGAUUUGGCUAUCAAAGCCUCAAGAUUAUAUAGAGACAGGCGCAGUUCAGUCAUUCUUAAUCAAUAUGCGAUUUGCGAAGAAGGACGCAUACGACGAAUACGUGUUAAAAAACAUAUUGAAAGGGAAGAAGGAAU